This is a messenger RNA of Uranotaenia lowii, 1928 nucleotides long. RefSeq lists its product as uncharacterized. Bases 30 to 1928 code for a protein of 632 amino acids. Gene Ontology annotation, molecular function: group II metabotropic glutamate receptor activity. The record is from RefSeq and is a predicted model, not a curated record. Lineage: Eukaryota; Metazoa; Arthropoda; Insecta; Diptera; Culicidae. Gene Ontology annotation, cellular component: membrane. The transcript is spliced from 2 exons. Gene Ontology annotation, biological process: G protein-coupled glutamate receptor signaling pathway; regulation of synaptic transmission, glutamatergic.
GGUUCGGUUUUGGGCUCUGUCAGUCAGAUAUGGCUCGUCGUCCGAGAGGGUCGGCGCUGAUGCUGGCGGUAACGAUCGUUACGCUCAGCUUAGCGAGCUUAGUGAAUCGGUGUUCUGGCGCAAGUGAUGAGCUCGACGAUCUGAACGCGGACGAAAGCAGAAACUAUCGGGAGUUGUUGAAUUUGCCGAAAUUCGGGGAUCGUCUGGCACCCCGGAAUAGGCCUCACGCCGCCGUGGAGGACGUCGCGAGUGUGCCUGGAUCAGUGGCUGGCGGCAGCAGUGGGGGAAUCAAGUUCCGUAGACAACCGGGAGGUGUGGGAAUAAGGCCGGAACAUUCGGCUGGAGUGAGCUAUCGAAAUGCUGGCCGAUUGGCGGGUCCAGCUGGAUCCGGGAAUCAGGGAGAAUUUCAUACGUCGUUGCCAAACGGUUUCAAUGAUAUUAAACGAAGUGAUGUAUUUGUGACUAGUGAAUCGAAAAAUCUACUGGAAGAUAGUGAUGAGUUCUAUACGAUGGCAGAUGAUAAAACAGAUCAACCCGCCACUGAACGAGGGAUAGAUGAGGUGAAAGAUGUUGAUGAAGAUUACGGGGAUGUGCAGGGAAGAAGUGCUACGGGCAGCAUUGAGCAACAUUCGCUGUUGUUGGAUGAAAGUGACAACAGUUUGGCACUGCUUCAGAAUGUUAGUGGUGGUUACAAUGCGUCUUCAGCGCAAGCUCAUCGCUUGGAAAUGUCGACCGAAUUCUUUGUAGUGCCAUCGACAGCUUCUCCGAUAAGUGCGCGAUCAACAACAGUGCGUCCUGGAGGAGUGGUGUUAGCUGCUCGUAAUCCUCCGGUGCAUAAGUUAAACGUGACUCCUCCGACAAUUGUUUCCACUAGCUAUCCAAGUGGAUUACGAAAGGAACCUUGGGUUGUACCGGUCCUGGUACUGGCAUCUCUGUCGAUGAUCAUGAUGGCUGCAUUCGAGAUAUUUGUUCUGUGCAAAGCGUGGCGAACAUCGCCAAGCCGCCGACAUCUGUUCCUGGGUCAAAUGCUACUCUUAGGACUGUUUGCCUGUUCAGGUUUGGCAGCAGUUCUUACAGUGAACCCUACCGUACUAUCGUGUGCUACAAUGCGUUUCGGCGCUGGUGUUGCCUUUGCCUUAGUGUUUGCCUCACUACUAGUGAAGUGUGUAUUUUUGAUCAGUCUCAACGGAGGAGUUUAUCUACCAGCUCCCUAUCAAGGGCUCCUCCUCCUAUUUGCUGUACUCAUCCAAGUAGCCGUUGGAGCACAAUGGCUUCUAACAUCUCCACCCAGUGUAGAUCAAGUACCGAUCAUGGGGAGUGGAACAGCUAUAUCGAGUCGUUACCACCUAGUGCUUUCAGCCGGAGAACUCACCCAUGUGAAUCCCACAAUUCCUUUGUGCCACACAACUUUCUCAGAACUCCUGCUAUCCCUAAUCUACGUAGUGUUCCUUAUAAUAUUUGUCGCUAUCCUAGCCAUCAAAUCGCGGGGUAUCCGGGAUAACUAUCGCGAAGCCACCUACAUCGGACUGGCAGUCGGUGGAAUCAUACCCAUUUGGCUAGGUUGGACUCUGUGCGGUCUGGCCGUAGCCGAUCGACAUCGGGACGCCUGUCUAGCGUUUGGACUCGUGGCCACGGCCUCGACAGUGUUCUUAGUGAUGUUCAUGCCCAAGGGUCGCCAACUGGCGGCCAUGGGCAAGGAAGGCCUGUACGUCGAAGAUCGAGAAGAACGGUUCAGCUCCCUCAGCAGAGCUGGUUCCGGAUAUUCACCGUCAUUCUUCCACUUCAAACCCAUCAAGUACGGGGUCAUGGGCACCUCACCGACCCUACAAACCAACACCAACGGAACGGUCGUAGGAACAACUACAACAUCGAAACACCAAGCCGUAGCAACAUUAGGCGGAGUUUGGGACCCGCUGGGAUGUCUCUGA